UAGACGUCAUUAGCCGGCCAGCGUGGUUAUCCAACGGUCGUUUCGUUGAAGUAAACGGAAAAACAAUAAACAAUAAUUAAAUCAAAAAGCAAGUGAAAAAAUGUGGGGAAGCGGAAUGAAAAAUGGUGGAGAAGGAGGUUUUAUGGACGAGAGUUACAAUACAAGUGCCCAAACGACGCAAAGAGAUGAUGCAAAGAAAGAUGCAAACAAAGCAAUUAUCCCAGUUAUGAUUGGCCCCUUACUGAUGGAACCACCACAAUCUAUGCCAAAUUAUGAUAAAAUUCAAAAUUCAAUUCUUCGUAUUGUUGGUGUUGUCACAAAAAUCGUUGAGGCAACAACCAAACUGGCUAUUGAAAUCGAGGAUGAAACAGCAAAAAUCAUAGCCUACCGUUGGUUGGAAUCAGACGAUACAACCAUCAAUGUAAAAGUCGGGCAAGCUGCAGUUGUGCAUGCACAUUUUCGUGAAACUGGAGAGGAAAUUCCACAUUUAUUCAUUCUCGCUAUUCGUCCAGUGAGUAGUUAUGGGGAAUACUUCAAUCAUCUCCUGGAAGUUCUCCUAUCAGCACGUAAUUCCUCCAACGAAGCUGCUAGCGCGGCUACCGAUGUAGCCAACGAGACUAUGGCCAAUGGCUUGAACCCAGAGCAAGCCCAAAUUUUUAAGAUCAUCAAGGAUGUGGACGAGGAUGAUAUCGGAAUCGAGAGGUCAACGCUGAAGGCACAAGUUCCGUCGCUCUCUUCAGCUAAAGUCGAUACCAUUUUGGAUUUCCUCGUUUCCGAGGGACACAUCUACACAACACGCACGGAUGAUCACUUCAAGGCCACAUAAGCCAAGUCAAACAAAUUAUUCUAUUUUCUUUAUUCCUAUUACCCUAUGAGAGUACGUACAUUCUGGGAAUUGUACGUGUUGAUAAUUUUUUUUUUAUACUAUCGUUUUUUGUUUCAUUUUUUUUUAAGGCCACACCAGCCAUGUCAAACAUAAUUGUAUUUUCUUCAUUCCCUUACCUUAGAAAAGCAAGCACAUUCUUGGAGUUGUACGCGGCGAUAAGUUUUGUUUACUAUACUAUCGUUUUUGGUUUCCUCUUUUCUCUGAAAAUAUGAAAAAUUUCGGUGAGAUCUACCUGAAUGUUUUUCAUCGAGAGAUAAUGAAUCGUUAAAACCUACUUAUUUGAUUAAUCAUAACAGUUACAAAAUAGUUGUUACAGAAAUACACUGUAAGAAAUAGAGAAAUAAAUUCUGUUUAAAUUUUUUGUAAAAAA
This is a messenger RNA of Fopius arisanus, 1256 nucleotides long. RefSeq names its product replication protein A 32 kDa subunit-like. Gene Ontology annotation, cellular component: site of double-strand break; DNA replication factor A complex; chromosome, telomeric region. Gene Ontology annotation, molecular function: single-stranded DNA binding. Gene Ontology annotation, biological process: DNA replication; nucleotide-excision repair; double-strand break repair via homologous recombination. The coding region runs from base 101 to 826 and encodes 241 amino acids. The transcript has a single exon. The record is from RefSeq and is a predicted model, not a curated record. NCBI's taxonomy places the organism in Eukaryota, Metazoa, Arthropoda, Insecta, Hymenoptera, Braconidae.